AUGGCGGCCUCACUUCUUUUUCUUCUCCUUCUUCCUCUGGCUCCGGCGCUGGUCUCGUCGACCCCAUAUGCCAUGAUGGCGAAAGAGGCCCGUCCGGUCAUCAAGCAAUCAGCUAAGGCUUACAUGGAACAGAAGGUGCAAGUGCAGCAGGGUAUAGCGAGCCGCUCCGGCCAGCAGAUGGCGACUGACAGCUCCGUCGCCUUAGUCUUCGACCUCUCCAUCGGGACCUCGCCGCAGAAACUCUCCGUGGUAAUGGACAUCACCACCGAGCUCGUCUGGGCGCAGUGCGACGCCUGCUCCUCGUGCAUCAGGCUCACGCCGCCCGCGACGCCUACCUUUAUGCCCAACAACUCCAGCUCCUUCGCCGAGGUCGGCUGCACCUCCCAGACCUGCCAGCGUAUGAUCCCCGGCGAACACGGCUGUACCCAUGACGACGACCCCUGCGGGUACCCGAACGACUUUUACGGCUGGAACACGUCCGGCGUCCUCGCCACCGACAUGUUCACCUUCGGGACCACGCCCGUCCCCGGCGUGCUGUUCGGCUGCAGCGGCGACAUCAUGGUGCCGGACCUCGCCGGCACCUCUGGCGUUGCCGGUUUCAGCAGGGGGCCGCUCUCCCUCGUGUCGCAGCUCAACAUCUCCAGCUUCACCUACUUUAUUCCUCCUCACGGCGACGCUGCGAGCAAGAGCUUCGUGAGCUGGACCUUUGAUAAGAGUGAGAGGUACAAGAAGAAGAGAGGGGCUGCGAGAUGCAGCCCCCAACAGACCUGGGGUGGCGCCGCCGACCACCAGUUCGCCGCGGGGCAGAUGCGUACGGGGGGCAGACGCAGCAGCACGCCGCUUCUGGCGGCCAAGAAGAACCAGCUGUACCCUUACUUGUACUACGUCAACCUCACUGGCUUGCAGGUCGACGGCCAGCUCCUGACCGCCAUCCCGCCGGGGUUCUUCGACGUACGGCCGACCGGCACCGGCGGAGUGUUCCUCAGCAGCACCCUGCCCGUCACAUACCUCGAGGAGGCCGCGUACAACGUCCUGAGACCGGAGCUCGUGAGAAGGAUCCAGUCACAGGGCGUGGCUCCGGUGACCGCCGACGACGACGUCAACAACCUGUGCUUCCUCACGCGUGACUUCUCCGGGGUCAAAAUACCCGGGAUCGCGCUGGUGUUCGACGGUGACAGUGCAACGAUGGAGCUCAAGGUGGAGAACUACUUCCUCGCCGUCGCCGACGGGCAGCUGACGUGCCUCACCAUACUGCCGUCAAUCGGCGGGUCCAUCCUGGGCAGCCUGCUGCAGGCGGGCAGAACCAUGACCUACGACAUCCAUGGCGUGCAACUGACGUUCCAGACGGCGGCGGCAGGUGCUCCAACGCCGGGGUUGUGGUCCAUGAUAAUGGCCACUCUUCUAGUGUGGCUGCUCUGCCCAGAAAAUCUCGUGUACGCCAUCUGA
This is a messenger RNA of Lolium rigidum, 1446 nucleotides long. Its product is annotated as aspartic proteinase nepenthesin-1-like. Lineage: Eukaryota; Viridiplantae; Streptophyta; Magnoliopsida; Poales; Poaceae. Gene Ontology annotation, cellular component: extracellular region. The transcript has 2 exons. Bases 1 to 1446 code for a protein of 481 amino acids. The record is from RefSeq and is a predicted model, not a curated record.